This is a messenger RNA of Equus quagga, 4749 nucleotides long. RefSeq names its product histidyl-tRNA synthetase 2, mitochondrial (gene HARS2). NCBI's taxonomy places the organism in Eukaryota, Metazoa, Chordata, Mammalia, Perissodactyla, Equidae. Gene Ontology annotation, cellular component: cytoplasm; mitochondrion. The record is from RefSeq and is a predicted model, not a curated record. Gene Ontology annotation, molecular function: identical protein binding; histidine-tRNA ligase activity; ATP binding. Bases 1792 to 3102 code for a protein of 436 amino acids. The transcript has 13 exons. Gene Ontology annotation, biological process: histidyl-tRNA aminoacylation.
CAGCCAAAGAACCAGGGAUGGAAUUUAAAAACAAACAAAGAACAAUAAGGUCUAGAAAUAUAAAAAAGGUUGAUCUCAAUGGUGAUGAAUGCAAAUCCUGCCCCAAACUUAAGAUUUUCCUACAGGCCACUGAGUUAGAAAACAAGUACAAACAAUUCCCUGUUAAUUACAAUACCCAUUUGCUAUCAACCUUCUAAAUGCCAUUCCUUUUUUAUCUUGGUUCUAUUUUCUAGAAUUCUUAGAACUCUAUUCUCCGAGGAGUUUUCCUAAAACCUUUUUCUGGGAUAGUAGAAUAUUUCCCUGCCUAAUAGAGAACACCUACCUGAUGAUAGGCACGUAACCAACUCAAACUGGCUUAACUAGUUGAAGUCCAACAUUUAUAAUUAACAUUCUCUCCCAACAUAACCUAAAAAAAAUCCUAAUGAUUUGUUCUCUAAUUUGUUUCUGGUAGCCCUAUGACAUGAGCCAGGGAGAUACAUUUUAUAGGUGAAUUUCAGGAUGUUGAGAAGUUAAGUCUUUACUUAAGGCCACUCAGCAGGUUUGUGGCAGUCAAGAUUAGAACUCUGUUCUUCCAGGUCAGAGCUUCCAGUCUGGGCUUUUACACCCUACUCCCAAGUUUUUGGUCUCUAAAAUAAAUAAUAUUUUAGGAAAAUGUAACUACUUUCCAAAACAAAAUAUUUGGUGAGAAGAGUGGCACUGAUUUACAUUCUUGCAAAUCUUUAAUGUCUGGCUUAAUAGAAGACAGCUGGAUUCUAUACAUGCUUUCUGCAUUCAAUUCUGUUGUGAUAUGUUGUUCUGGUUGAGCAUACAAAGAAAAUCUAGCCUUACACAGAUGUGUAAUUGUAAAAGGACGAAUAUUUUAAUAAACUUUUUAGCUAACAGUAGAUAUGCUUCUUAAACUAUACCAAACUUCAACAAGUAGCAGUUUCUUAAAGAUUGGUUGCAAAGUGGAAUCUGAAACUACAUCAAAGAACUUUUCAUACCAUUACAUUAAAAUCCAUUACCUAUAAGGGACCCAGAAUUCCUAGAGACAGAAAGUAGAACAGUGGUUACCACAGGCUGGAGGGAGGGUGGAGCGAGGAUUGCUGUUUAAUGAACACAGAAUUUCAGUUUGGUAUGAUGGAAAAGUGCUGGGGAUGAAAAGUGAUGAUGGUUGCACAACAACGUGAAUGUACUUAAUGCCACUAAACUGUACACCUAAAAAAUGGUAAGACAGAAAAUUUUAUGUUAUGUAUAUUUUACCACAGCUUAAAAAAUAUUACUCUCCCUUGUUCUUUGAAUGGAUUUUUUACCCAUGUAUGAUUUUAUAACAUCAUAUAACAUCAUAUAUUGGCCAUUUGGAAAAUAUUGGUUCAUUGAUAACAGUUAUACACAUCUUCCAAAUGUUGAUACACUUCAUUAUACAGUAUUAGAAAAUUAUAUUUGUUAAUAACACCACAGAUCUCAUCAGGAGAGUCUUUAGGUAUUGGGAAGCUGUCAAGCUCAUAGUGGAAGAUAUGAAAGAAGGUGUAGCAGUAGCAGACCGAUGCCCCUAAGCACUCAGCUGGCCUAGUUUCUGCCAUCACUUUCCCAUCCCAGAAUGACUCAGAGUCCAACCCGGCCCAGCGCCCAGAGCAACUGUUGUUUUCUCUGUAGCAUUUCAGAUCCUCCUCAAAGAUCUGGUUCAGGGAAGAAGGCACAUGAGCUCUUGUUGCAGAGGCAGUGUUAGUGUCCCAACUGAAAACACAUCAAGAGAAAUCAAAUUUUAUUAUCAAGACCCCAAAGGGCACCAGAGAUCUUACUCCCCAGCAGAUGGUUGUGAGGGAGAAAAUUCUUGAUUUGGUUGUUAGCUGCUUUAAACGUCAUGGAGCAAAAGGGUUGGAUACCCCAGCAUUUGAGCUAAAGGAAGUGCUCACUGAGAAGUAUGGAGAGGACUCUGGACUCAUCUAUGAUCUGCAGGAUCAGGGUGGAGAGCUAUUGUCCCUGCGCUAUGACCUUACUGUUCCUUUUGCUCGUUAUCUGGCCAUGAAUAAAGUGAAGAAGAUGAAACGCUACCAUGUUGGAAAGGUGUGGCGGCGGGAGAGCCCAACCAUAGUCCAAGGCCGCUACAGGGAGUUCUGCCAGUGUGAUUUCGACAUUGCUGGUCAAUUUGACCCUAUGAUCCCUGAUGCAGAGUGUUUGAAGAUCAUGUGUGAAAUCCUAAGUGGGUUGCAGCUGGGGGACUUUCUUAUUAAGGUCAAUGACCGGCGGAUUUUGGAUGGGAUGUUUGCUGUCUGUGGUGUUCCUGAAAGCAAGUUCCAUACCAUUUGCUCCUCGAUAGACAAACUAGGCAAGAUGUCUUGGAAAGAUGUGAGACAUGAGAUGGUGGCAAAGAAAGGCCUGGCUCCUGAAGUGGCUGAUCGAAUUGGGGACUAUGUCCAAUGUCAUGGUGGGGUGUCCUUGGUAGAACAGAUGUUCCAAGAUCCCAGACUAUCCCAGAACAAGCAGGCCCUAGAGGGCCUGGGGGACCUAAAGUUGCUAUUUGAAUACGUGACUUUAUUUGGAAUUGCUGAGAAGAUCUCCUUUGACCUAAGUCUGGCUCGGGGUCUGGACUACUAUACCGGAGUGGUCUAUGAAGCAGUGCUGCUACCGACCCCAGCUCAGGCUGAGGAGGAGCCCCUGAAUGUGGGCAGUGUGGCUGCUGGUGGGCGCUAUGAUGGGCUGGUGGGCAUGUUUGACCCGAAGGGCCACAAGGUGCCGUGCGUAGGGCUCAGCAUUGGGGUAGAGCGAAUCUUCUCCAUUGUGGAGCAAAAGAUGAAGACUUUUGGUGAGAAGAUACGGACCACAGAGACCCAAGUGUUUGUGGCCUCACCACAGAAGAACUUUCUCCAAGAACGAUUGAAGCUAAUUGCAGAGCUUUGGGAUGCUGGGAUCAAGGCAGAGCUGCUGUAUAAGAACAACCCUAAACUACUAACCCAACUGCACUACUGUGAGAACAUGGGCAUUCCACUGGUGGUCAUUGUUGGUGAGCAAGAACUGAAGGAAGGGGUCAUCAAGCUCCGUUCAGUGGCCAGCAGGGAGGAGGUGGCCAUUAAACGGGAAAACCUUGUGGCUGAAAUUCAGAAGCGACUAUCUGAGUCUUGAUCCUUGCCUGAUUGCCCUCUGCUGAUCUUUGUAGAAAGUGUUUCAUCUACGACUGAGUUCCUGAUGGACUUCACAACUCCUGGCCAGGAUGGGUGACAAAUACCUCUGCCUCCUCCAUCCUGCCUGGGUACAGAACUGUAGAAGAUCCUGAGGACUUCUGGGCUAGUGUGAGCAGCUAUUCUGCAUGAGUGCAGAUGGCUGGUAUGUGAAAGAGACAUGCUCUAGUGCAGAGGCUGAUGGCAGAUUUGAAGUGCCAUUGAAUGCUGCCAAGAGGUGCUGAGAUAGUUGCUGUGAGCAAAGCUUUGGGAAAGUCACUUCAGGCUGAGAGGAUUCUGAAUCACUGUGAUCAGAAGUCAGAUACUUAGCUUCCCACUAUGACUUCUGAACCGGAUUAUGGGGAAUUUAUCCACAACUUGCCCUUCGCCUGUCCAGGGAGCUUUUGGGAGACAGGAAGCACGGGUAAUGGCUACUUUCUUCUUUGUUUGAAGACAGAGAUAGUAUCCCAAGGGCAUAGCAGUGCCCAUAUUGAUGUGGCAUCUCUCUAGCCCAUCCAUUGUUAACAAUAUUAGGGUGAGGCUGUAUGUUUAAUAAUCUUGAGUGUUGAACUUAAUAGGUGACUUGACAGGAUGGAGGUCUGAUCUUUUGAGAUUUUGGAGACCAUUUCCUGUGCCAGAAUCAUUGCUGACUAUUCCAUGUUCUGCCAUGGAAGUGGCUGUUCUAGAAGUGGUUGGAUAAUAUAUUAAAUAAAAUAUUAAAUGUAGUAGUUUGGGUAAUUUGUUGUCAAGGGAUUGGUUUGCAUAGACCAUAGAAAACGCUUGACUGUACACUGGAAAAUUCUGUGAGCUAGGAGUAAUCGCCUUGGGGUGAUGCUUCUGUAUUCAGUGAAGAGAGCAGACACUCUUUCCCCCUGUCCCCACCCCCAGAUACAGUCAUGUUGCUAAAUCAACAUAGUGAGCCGUCUGCCAGAGUUCUUCACCCUAGAGUGUUGCUGAUGACUGGCCCUCCUAAGUCCAAUCAUGCUGAUUAAAUUAUGCCCUAUAGAUUGAAUAAGGUUCCUCAGUUGAAGGAGAAAAUGAUUUAACCGAAGGUGAUAGCAGUGCUUCAAGAUAAGGAGACAGUGCAAAAAGUGCUUUCCAUAUGUAUAUUGGGAAGGCUGCAGUCUUUGUAAACACUGCAGUGUUGUGGGGCCAUAUCGUUAGUGCAUACAGGUAAACGGGGUAUCUAGAGCCCCUAAUAACAGCUCUUUAGCCUUAAAGCAGGUUUAGAAACUCUUCGCAAUGCACACAAAGGUGAUUAGACUAGAUUAGAAGGCACUGAUCUGAACCUCAAUUCUCUCGUUUGUAAAACAGACGAGUUGAACUAAUUCAGACAGCCCUUCGAAGCUUGUUUUGAAAGCCAGGGCAAAAAAUGUUUGCGGACGCCCUUACUUCCGUAUCGCUUCAUAAUAUUCUUGCGCAUGCGCCACUUCCAUGGAGCAGAGGCGGGACAAACAAGCCUGUUUUAGAACCCCUCCAGUGCUUAGCUCGUUUAGAACGCGAGACUCGAAGCUUAUUGGAGGGCAAGCUUGCUUUACGGCUCAACAUUGCUUUUUACGGCAUUUUCCGGCUUCCCAUUCACUUCGCAGUGAAGAUGGCGUCGGGCAGCGGG